UGGUGUCCGGGGCCCUCAGACUGAACCUUGUGCUGCCAGCUCCAGGCAGAAAAGUCAGGAAACUUUCGGGAUGCGUGACGUCAUCACGCCCCUUUAACUCUUUCCUGCGCUUUGAACAGGAAGGGGGAGGAGAGCGAGCAGUCGAGCAGGACGUGGAGUGCAUUCUCCUUCUAUACGUCCAUGGUGUCACCAUCCCACAGGCAGCUGGUGGCAGGAUGGACUCUGAGCCCUAGUCUGGCUGUAAAGAGUUCUUCUUCUCCUUGAAGCCCCCGCCCAGAGAGCUUCCACUCCAAGAUCAGGAAGAAGAGGGAUCUAGUAGGCGCCUCUGCUGGUUGACGUACAACACCCUCUGAAGGACGCAGGCAGCUUGUGGAUAAACUCCUGAGAUCUGGAAGAAGCCCCCUAGGAGGGAAGAGAUCUGGAAUCCCCACAGUGAUCUGCUGGUUGAUCCUCUGGAUUACAAAAUACAAAAAAAAAAAAAAAAGAUUAAGAAGUGAGAUUACCAUUCAGCUGCAAUAGGAAAGAUUACAUCUCAAGAUGCCUAUCCUCAAGCAAUCAAGCUCUCACUCAAAAAAGCGAACCCGGAUUGACCGAGAGAUGAUCAGUGCCCCAUUGGGGGAUUUUAGACACACCAUGCAUGUUGGAAGAGGAGGUGAUGUAUUUGGGGAUACCUCCUUUCUCAGUAACCAUGGUCCAGCCUCAGCCCCACCAGUGGAAGUGCCAAAAAAAAAUGGUCUCAUGAAAAUGGCAGGUGACCAUGAAGAAAACAAAAUGGCAGAUUCAUUAAGCCAGCUUUCGCAAUCCUCCGGAAUUGGCUCUGGGGCAGGAAGUGUCUCGUCAAGCCCAGUCAAUAAUGUAUCAUCUAAAGAAGACAGUUUGUGGAAUAACAGCAACACAGGUGGGAAUUCUGAUCAGUUCGACUGGAUUUCACCCGGAGACUGUGGCCUGAAACAUGCAGAAUCCAUGUUAUCCUUUCAUCUGGACUUGGGCCCAUCUAUUUUGGAUGAUGUAUUAGGUGUGAUGAAUAGAGAUCCUCCAACUUCUGAGUGGAACAAUUCAGACGACCAGCGAGAUUUCGACUUUAAAUUUGCUCCUGUCCUAGCCACAGAUGGUAAUAAACACACACAAUCCUCCUCUAUUACAGAGCCACAGGGAAACCAUUAUAGCCUAUCCAACACACUGCCAAUGACAAACCCUGGUUUUGAAACUAUAUCUACCCCUCCAGACCAUGCAGAAGGAAACAUAUCCGUGUCUGAAGAAGACAGUGAAGAAGAAAAACGUUCAAUCUAUGAAGGUAUUGCAGAUAGUCCAGAUCAACAUGACAACAGCCUACACAUCAGUCACCGCUCAGAGCUAGAUGAUGAGGACGUUGAUGAAGAGGAAGGUCAAGACUACACAUUUGAUGAUGACCUUGAUGAUGAGAUUGGAGUAUAGGAAUGAAAAAUACAAUUAAAACUCUCUGGUAUCCCUCAGUUACACCAUUCUUCACCAUAAAUGGGGAUUCAUAGGUCAACAAAUAUAGAUGGUAUAAACCAUGAUGGACUUUCUUGUGAAAGAAAGCAAAAAAAAAAAAAAAAAGUCUGUUAGGUUAAAAUAUUUGAAAAGAAUGUACGAAGGCGAUGUUAUACUUUUGACCUGUUCCUAUACUUCUAAGAACCGAAGACUUGUAACUUGUACUUCAUGUGGACAUUAGUUGGACACUGCACGGGAAUGGUGGUUAUCAAAAAGGACUUUGUAAUUGUUUCAAUUAUGAUUGAUUAAGGGAAGUGAAACAGUCCAGUAUUCUAUGUCCUUUUUAUAUUAAAAGGUAAUUUAUAGCAUUUUACAUGGAUAUGUAUAGAAGACCUUAGAAGAAUGAGAAGAAUGCCUUUCUUCAUGAAAAACCUUCUUACAAGCAGAAGUAGAAAAAGCUUGGCUGUUUAGUUUAUGAUCUAAAUAUGAUGCAUUGGUGUCCCACCACAUCAACUAGUAUCAUUGUAGCAUACAUACUGAAGUGUAUUUUAACACUUCCUUUUCAUAUACCCUCCGCUUUACCUUUUUGACCAUAGAGAUACUACUUUUAAGGAAAGGUCUGAAAUAUAAUUGAUCUUGAGUAUGUACAGCGCUAAAAGACUUAAAGGGAAACUGUCAUAAACUUUAUGCUGAUCUCACUGAGGGCAGCAUAAAAUACUGACAGAAAUGCUGAUCUUAGCGGUGUGUCACUCAUGAGCUAAAAGUGGUUGCUGAGAACCAGCAUCA
Bufo bufo (common toad) is the source of this 2238-nucleotide messenger RNA. It is a transcript of the gene CDC42EP5, whose product is annotated as CDC42 effector protein 5. The transcript has 3 exons. Bases 538 to 1434 code for a protein of 298 amino acids. The record is from RefSeq and is a predicted model, not a curated record. NCBI's taxonomy places the organism in Eukaryota, Metazoa, Chordata, Amphibia, Anura, Bufonidae.